UAACUGCUAAUCUCACUCUGCACGGCGGCAUCGGCCCUCUCCACAACGACCUGUGAAGAUCAACUAUCCGAAACUACACCAACUAAACGCGGAAGACCAUGCCUCGGGUGUACAUCGGGCGACUGAGCUAUAAUGUCCGCGAAAAAGACAUCCAGCGAUUUUUCAGCGGAUAUGGGAAACUCAACGAAGUCGAUCUAAAGAACGGCUAUGGAUUCGUGGAGUUUGAAGAUAACCGGGACGCCGACGAUGCCGUGUAUGAGCUGAACGGGAAGGAGCUGUGCGGGGAGCGGGUGAUCGUCGAACAUGCCCGCGGGCCGCGGCGAGACCGAGAUGGCCAGGGUGGGGGUUACGGCGGCGGCGAUAGAGGUGGUCGCGGCGGAGGCGAUCGCGGAGGGGAUCGCGAUGGUGGCCGCAGCAGUGGUGGUUACAGCAGCCGGACCCACACUGGCAGGGAGAAGUAUGGACCCCCAGUCCGUACUGAGUACCGUCUCGUCGUUGAGAACUUGUCAAGCCGCUGCAGUUGGCAAGACCUAAAGGACUUUAUGCGCCAGGCGGGGGAAGUUACCUAUGCAGACGCCCACAAAGAGCGCACCAAUGAGGGAGUGAUCGAGUUCCGCUCUCAAUCGGACAUGAAGAGGGCACUGGACAAGCUGGACGGAACAGACAUCAACGGGCGGAAGAUUCGUCUUGUGGAGGAACGACCCCGUAAACGAAGAUCCUGCUCUGGCAGUCGCUCCAGAUCUCGCAGUCGCCGCCGCUCCCGUAGUAGGAGCCGCAGGAGCAGGAGUCGCUCCAGGAGUCGCUCCAGAUCCCACUCAAGAUCUCGUUCCCCUGUCAACAAGAGGAAUCAAUCCGACUCCAGAACUGGAAGGAAGUCUCGCUCCAAGUCAGGAGAAAGAAAAUCUCAUUCUCGCAAUCGCAGGUCACACUCUCGUUCCCGCAAAUCCAAAUCUCAUUCACGCUCCCACUCACCUGACCGGAAAUCCAAGUCUCGUUCUAAGAGCCGUUCCAAGAGCCGUUCCAAGGCAAAGUCGGAGCGUGAUUCUCGCAGUCGCUCAAAGGAGAUGGCCGUUGACAAGAAGUCCCGCAGUCGAUCAGCUUCCCCAGUAGAGAACGGGAAGGAGGAGCGUGCUGCAAAAUCUGCCUCCCGCUCCCCAUCCCCCCGGGAGGAUGACCGCCGAUCCAAGUCUAUGGAGAAGCGCUCAGUCUCCCGCUCAAAGUCCCGUUCAAGAUCUCGCUCACGAUCUAGAUCAGCUUCUCAGGAUUAGUGGGAUGGGAGAUGGGGGAAUUCAUCUUAAUGUUGAGCUACAUCCCUGUGCUGUACAUAACGAGCAGUGUUGUCAUACAGGCUUAUGCUCUCUGACUUGUCUACUUUUCUCCUGCAAGUGUGCACUUGUCUUUAAUACGUUUUAGAUGCAGUUUUAUUAGAGGAUGCACCCAAGUGACCAGGCUACCUUUUCGGGACAAACUUGAGUAUCUGAAUCAUCUGCCUCCCCAGAUUUAUUUUCAGAUAAUGAACUGCUAGUAUAUAGUCUUAAGAUCUGCAACUUGAGGUAGUUUAAGUCGCUUUGUCUCAAACAUCUCACCCUGUUACAACAGUCUUAUAUUUGUGAAGCUGUAAUAGCUUAGCAAACAAAGUUUUCUUUAAUGGACUUAAAUCAUCUCAGUUUGCCACAGAUCUUAGCUAAAAAUACAUCAAUCAUCAGGCUUUGUUUGAUGCAAUCUUUGUUUCAUACACUCAACUGCCUGGUUGUGGGAGAAAAGUAGCAUAUGGCCACAGCAUUGGAGAAAGUUCUGUUUUGAUCUGCCUUCUCUAAAUUGCUCUCCAAAAAAAUCUUUGUUGUCUUGCGGGACUUUAAAAUGCUCAACUGAAUGCAAGAACUUGUAACUUCAUAUUUGCAGGAAAAUUAUAAGGGUUUGAAUUUCACGUUUGAACAGCUUGUGUUGUAGGUGGAUUGUUAUGACCUCUUUUUAACCUCUUGUACAUAGAUCUUGCAUCAAACAGAUAUAUUCCUUUUUUGUAACCAAGACCAGGUAGUCUGUGGAAGACCACUUUGUUUUACUUAAUGGUUUUCAGUUUGGCAAGUUUCAAGGUGUCAAAUGCAGCGUCACAUUUUUCUUGGCUUUCCUCAGUUUUGAUUACAGCCUUGACGAAUUAGUUUUAAUUUGUUUAGUUUAUCUUCAGGCGUUCUUUGGGGUUAAGGGUUUUGUUCAGCCUCUGCUUAUUUAAAGUGUACAGCUACUGCUGGAUUGUUUUUGUACUGGAAAGGUACAUCUAUACUAAUCUCUGAAAGGUCAGCUUUAUAUCAGAGCGAACAUCGUCAGAUGUUUUCAGACAUGAACUCCGGGGAAUGUCCGCACGAGGGUCCACCCUUCAGAGUUAACCUUUCGCACAGAACAACGCAGCAGAUGCUCCGCUCAGAGCAUUAACAACUGCUGCGAGAAUCACGCGUUUCUGACUGACACCUGGUUCUGUCCUCGUCACUAUAAGCUCUAGAUAUCGUCGAUAGUGUGAUAUUCUCCCCCCCCCCUCCAGAGUAUGGCCUGCUAUUUUCUCACAUGGAAUAAUUUGGACUUUCUCAGGAGUUUUUACUAGGGUUGGCUGAUAAAAGUCUGGAGCCUGUCACUUGUACUUUUGUGUUAACUUACCGUUCAGUGCAUGUAUGAAAGCAGCUUUGCAGAAUGCUGCCCCCCCUCUCCAGGAUGUGGAAUAGAUUUGUAUUUUUCUCCAUGCAAAUGAGAUCUAACAGAAAAUGUCCUUUUUUUAUUGUAUGUUCAAUUAAAGAUCUUAAUGAAAAAAAAA
Molecule: messenger RNA, 2803 nt
Organism: Platichthys flesus (European flounder)
Lineage: Eukaryota; Metazoa; Chordata; Actinopteri; Pleuronectiformes; Pleuronectidae
Product: serine/arginine-rich splicing factor 6-like
Exons: 6
Coding region: 99-1268 (389 amino acids)
Biological process (GO): mRNA splice site recognition; alternative mRNA splicing, via spliceosome
Cellular component (GO): ribonucleoprotein complex; nucleus; cytoplasm
Molecular function (GO): mRNA binding
Source: RefSeq, a predicted model, not a curated record